CUGACAGCUCUGGAAUACACAUCACGCGAGCCACAUGUGUCUGUACAUUCCGCAAUUUCUCUUUUUCAUAUAUAGAUAGUAAAUGAAUUCCUUAAACACAAAACAGUACACGACAAUAGUGAUACUGCAAAAUGUUCUGCUGCUUUUUGACAUUUGCGUGAAUUCGUUUGCGAGCUUCGCCCGACAACAUCCGUCGGACAUGCUGAUACUUUACGUGAUUCAAGAUUUCUGUCUUGUCAUAGCUCUCACUCUCCUCUUGAUAAGCUUCUUCUCCACUUACAUUUUUCAGGCAGGAUUGAUACAACUGCUGUAUACAAAAUUCCGUAUGACAUUAGUUUUGUGUAUUGUAUACAUGAUACUAUCCAUUAGUUUGCACGUGUGGCACAUCACCGUACAUUGGUCAGUGCCAUUGAAAUAUUACUGGACAAAAGGAUUUUACGCUCUCUAUUCUAUGCAGAGAACAGUUGCAGUAUUGUACUAUUACUUUUAUAAGAGAGCCUCUCUGAGGAUUGCUGAUCCGAGAUUUGACAGAGGUUCUGCCUGGAUACGAAAGCAAUUGAAUAUACCAUAACUAUAAAUACAUUGAAAUAACAUUGAAUACACAAUAUUAAAUUGUGUAAUGUAUAUACGAAAGGGAUAAAAAGUUACAGAGGUUUGAUAAAACAGAUGUAAGAGAGAGAAAGAAAGAGAGAGAACGUUUGUUUAUAUUUCAAAUGUGUGACAGAGAAGCGUUUGAGCCUUUACACAUGAAGUUGCAUCAAUAAUGUGCCUCAAUAAUAUUCUAACGAUGAAAUGUACAACUUCGUGCAUACAAGCAUUAACGUCUCUAUUUGUAUGCACAAUUUCAGGUUGUUUAUACAAUGCUUGUAGGUUUGUACAAAUUUGUAGAAUUUUACUUAAACAAAGUAAUAAGAUAUGAGUUUUUAUAUCGAAAACAUUAAUAGUUUUUUUUUCUAACUUUUGUAUAUUGUACAAAUAUUUUACACUUACAUACACAUGUAAAAAGUUCCUAUUACAAAGUAUCUUUAUACAACUUUUUAGUUUUAUCUUUUGUCUUUAAGAACAAGACAAUAUCAAUGGCAAUUU
This is a messenger RNA of Pseudomyrmex gracilis, 1086 nucleotides long. Its product is annotated as transmembrane protein 138. The transcript has 4 exons. The record is from RefSeq and is a predicted model, not a curated record. Gene Ontology annotation, cellular component: cilium. Lineage: Eukaryota; Metazoa; Arthropoda; Insecta; Hymenoptera; Formicidae. Bases 83 to 571 code for a protein of 162 amino acids.